AUGCAGAAUGAUGGGGAUGAAAUCAGAUACCGUGGUGUGAGAAAGAGGAAAUGGGGAAAAUAUGUUGCUGAAAUUAGGUCAGGAAAGAGAUCGCGCAUAUCGCUGGGCUCAUACUUCACUCCUCAAGCUGCAGCUCGAGCUUAUGACGCUGCGCUCUUGUGCCUUCGAGGACCCAACGCAACGUCUUUCAAUUUUCCAGACUCGAAAUUCAACUCAAUUGCAACACAGGUGGCAGGUGCGCACACGAAUCCUUCAGCCCAAGUUAUUCGAGCAGCUGCCAUUGCGGUUGGAUCGAGUUUCGACAUAAAUCCUGGCGGCGAUGAUGGGGAAGCAGGGCCUUCAACAGCAGCGGGUGCGAGCGUUGAAGAUAUACCAGCGGAAGCUUCGAUUCAAUCCAGAGAAGCAGUAAGGGAUGAAACGCAUCAUAUGGCAGAAGCAGAAGAAAGUGAUCUAAAAUAUCUUUUAGAAUCUCCAGAACAUAUAUCAUUUGAGGAGAGCGUUCAGUUGCCUCCAUUUCAGGCAGAUUUGCAGGUCGCAAUUGAGCCCCACAAUCAAUCGGAGCUUUUUCCAUAUUCAAAUACUUCGGAUGCCUCGCCAAAGCCGCUUCCAUAA
Cryptomeria japonica (Japanese cedar) is the source of this 612-nucleotide messenger RNA. Its product is annotated as ethylene-responsive transcription factor ERF017-like. Gene Ontology annotation, molecular function: DNA-binding transcription factor activity; DNA binding. The coding region runs from base 1 to 612 and encodes 203 amino acids. The record is from RefSeq and is a predicted model, not a curated record. The transcript has a single exon. Lineage: Eukaryota; Viridiplantae; Streptophyta; Pinopsida; Cupressales; Cupressaceae. Gene Ontology annotation, biological process: regulation of DNA-templated transcription.